CUCACACCUCCUCCCAGCUCACCUCCAGCCCCACCACCCCACCAUGGCCGCCUCCACCCUGUCUGUCUGCUCCAGCGACCUGAGCUAUGGCAACCGCGUCUGCCUGCCUGGUUCCAGUGACUCUUGUACUGACGCCUCCUGGCAGCUGGACGACUGUCCCGAGAGCUGCUGCCAGCCCUCCUGCUGUGUCCCCAGCUGCUGCCAGCCCUCCUGCUGUGUCCCCAGCUGCUGCCAGCCCACCUGCUGUGUCCCCAGCUGCUGCCAGUCCACCUGCUGUGUCCCCAGCUGCUGCCAGCCCACCUGCUGUGUCCCCAGCUGCUGCCAGCCCUCCUGCUGUGUCCCCAGCUGCUGCCAGUCCACCUGCUGUGCUCCUAGCUGCUGCCAACCCUCCUGCUGUGUCCCCAGCUGCUCCUGCACCAUCUCCUGCACACCCUUGUGCUGCCAGCAGUCUAGCUGCCAGCCCUCCUGCUGCACCUCUUCCCCCUGCCAGCCCUCCUGCUGUGUGCCCGUCUGCUGCACACCCGUCUGCUGCACUCCUGUCUGCUGCAAGCCCGCAUGCUCUGUGCCCGUCUGUUCUGGGGCCGCCCCCUGCUCAGCCCCCUCAUGCUGCCAGCCCACCCCCUGCUGCAGACCCUCUUCCUGCGUGUCCCUCAUCUGCCGCCCUGUGUGCAGACCCACCUGCUGCGUGCCUGUCUCCUCCUGCUGUGCCCCCACCUCCUCCUGCUGCCAGCCCAGCUGCUGCCGCCCAGCCUCCUGCGUGUCCCUCAUCUGCCGCCCUGUGUGCUCCCGCCCGGCCUGCUGUGUCCGUGCCUCAGCCCAGAAGUCCCGCUGCUGA
Molecule: messenger RNA, 835 nt
Organism: Phyllostomus discolor (pale spear-nosed bat)
Lineage: Eukaryota; Metazoa; Chordata; Mammalia; Chiroptera; Phyllostomidae
Product: keratin-associated protein 10-7-like
Exons: 2
Coding region: 44-835 (263 amino acids)
Cellular component (GO): keratin filament
Source: RefSeq, a predicted model, not a curated record